AUGGCUCCGGAAGACUAUACGCUUGCCUACCUUAUAGUAAUAUCGUUCAUCGUUAUUUAUUAUUGCUGUGCUUGCCGCACCCGUGACUCCAACGAUGCCUCCUCCUUGCCGCCUUCAUCUACGCCACCACCCCUAGAUGCCGCCGCCAUGAUCACCAUCUACCAUCGGACUCCGACAGAGACGAAUGAGGAGUCCCUGGAAUGCACUAUCUGCCUCGAGGUUAUCAAAGAAGGGGAGAAAGUGAAGGUAUUGCUGAGUUGCUGUCAUUGUUAUCACUGUGAGUGUAUCGACAAGUGGUUGAUUGCCAAUUCGAGUUGUCCAAUGUGCAGAACUUCUGUACCAGUCGACUCGCCCGUUUGA
Molecule: messenger RNA, 360 nt
Organism: Lactuca virosa
Lineage: Eukaryota; Viridiplantae; Streptophyta; Magnoliopsida; Asterales; Asteraceae
Source: the annotation of a GenBank genome assembly